CGUGACAAGCUUGAUUCUGUGUCUGUGCACUUCUGUGAUAAGUUUGUUGUCAUGUUCUGAUUUCUACUUUUUCCUUUUCUGUAUUCUAGUUCCUUAAUUCUUAGAUUCUUGAACCCUUGAGUGAUAAUUUUACAACUGUAGCUCGCGAAGUUUCAAGAUGAAAAUUACAGUGACCACUUUAAAUGAUGACAUUUUUGUCUUAGAUGUUAGUGAAGAUCUGGAACUAGAAAAUUUCAAAGCUUUUUGUGAGGUUGAGUCAGGAUUCCCUGCUCAUGAAGUGGUUAUCAAUCACAAUGGAAGACCCUUGGGAGAUAACCGAAAAUCUAUGAAAGCCCACGGAGUCACGGAUGGAGACGUCGUUAUUCUCCAGCACAUCUCAUCAAGUUCUCAGAUGGCAUUCAAUUCUCCAGACCAGAGCUUAUUAUCAAACCAGCUUGAUUUUAGUGGCAUCCAAAUACCAGGUGCUUCAAGCUCUCGACCUACAGCAGGAGACAUAAUGUCACGUGCGCCAAUGGACGACCCAGCACAUGUGCGCGAUUUGUUUCUGGCAAACCCGGAUCAGUUAGCCCUUCUGAAGCAGAACAAUCCUCGUCUUGCUGAUGCUCUUGCUACUGGAAAUUUAGAUGAGUUUGCAAAAGUUCUUAGAGAACAGUUGGAAGAAAAAGAGCGCCGACAGCAGCAAAGAAAUCGUAUGAUGAACGCUCAUCCAUUUGAUACAGAGGCACAAAGAUUAAUUGCUGAUGAAAUUAAACAGAAAAAUAUCGAGGCAAAUAUGGAGGCAGCCAUGGAGUAUAAUCCAGAGACAUUCGGUGUCGUUGUUAUGCUUUACAUUAACUGUAAAGUUAACGGGUUUCCGGUCAAAGCGUUUAUUGAUUCUGGAGCCCAAACAACAAUUAUGUCUGCUGCUUGUGCGGAACGGGUCAAUAUCAUGCGUUUAGUUGACACUCGGUGGGCUGGUAUUGCCAGAGGUGUAGGUGUCCAAAGAAUCAUCGGUAGAAUACACAUGGUUCAAGUAGCAAUCGAAAAUGACUUUUUAACAACAUCAUUCUCUGUCCUUGAGGAGCAAGCAAUGGACAUGCUGCUUGGUUUAGACAUGCUCAAAAGACAUCAGUGCUGCAUAGACUUAGAAAAAAAUGUUCUGAGAAUUGGCACUACAGGAACUGAAACUCCAUUUUUAGCGGAAACAGAACUACCGCCUUGUGCUCGAUUAUCAACAAACAUUGAUGAUCCAGAUGUUGUACGCAAAGUUGAAGAAAGAGACCUAGAAAAAGCAAUCGAAGAUAGUAAAAAGGAUAGAGCAAAUGCACCAAACUGGAAUGCAGCCUCAAGUAGUAAUAGCUCAAGAAAUAGCAGUUCUGCGAGUUCUGCACAAUCAGUGUUACCUAGUGAUAAAUUUACUGAAAACGACAUCAAGGAACUAGUCAGUUUAGGGUUCACCAGAGAACAGGUGAUAUCUGAACUUCGGAACUUUAAUGGUAAUAAAACUCAAGCAACUGCAGCAUUAUUUGCAAAAUCUCUAAAAUUCUGACAUAUACGCAGGCUUUUAGUCCCUCAAAAAUUUGCACAAUCUACUUAAAAUCAGUGUUGUGCAUACCUUACAGAUUAAAAUGUAAGGAGUAAACUGGCAAGAACAAAAAUAACAUGAGUAAUAUAUACUAGACAUUUUUUUUGGAAUACAUGCUCUGAUUUUUCUUCAGUAGGUCAUUAAUUUGUCAAUUAACUUUUUCACUUUAAUAUUUACAUCAAACAUCUGGUAACCGCGUUCUUACUAAUUUUUAAUUCUCCAUUUUUGUUUUCAUUAAUUUUUGUCCGCGCUUUGUUAACUUUACCAACUUAAAAUGGAUAGUUCAAGCAGACAUUGCCUCAAUAAUUCAAUUUUGUUUUAAUUUUGAAUCUGUAUCACUUUUUUCUCCUUUUUUUCUUCAAAAAAUUGAAUCUAAUUAAGGAAGUCUGUGUUUUCUAAGAUAAUUUCUGUAGCUUGACUACAGAUUCAUAGCCUCAUUAUGUAGGGAAAAUUCUCAUGAGACAUCUUGUCAGAAUCUCAUGUUAGCAAAACGGAUUAUUUGUUUCCAUUUCAAAAUUGAACUCACAGUUUUGAAUGGAGCAUGAAUGUUACACUCUUAACAUCCCUUCAGGGUUAGAAGGUCUCUUAAAGUUCUUUUUUACAUUGGAAAUUAGACUUUGAUUUAAUUGUCGAGAUGAAAGAUUUCAUUUGUUCUUAUCACAUGUUGUAAAAAUCUGUGACAAAGAUAGAUAGAGUGUUCCAAUUUUUAUUUCCAGUUUCUCAUUUAAGUUGAAGAUGAAUUUUUUUACUUUUAACAAAAAUGGUUUUGCUGAAAUGAUCAUAUUUGUGAAUGUUAUUUUCCUCCAUUUCAGGAAAUUACUCUGAAGGCCCUGCCAAAUUAACCACUGUUAAUUUUAUUUUUUAUGUUAAGUAUUUUUUAUACUUUUCAGAAAUGCAUUUCACAUGAAAAGAUCCGUUUUUUUCAAAUACACUUAAGAUUUAAAUUCGCUGGAAGGACUCUUGAAUUUUUCUAAACUCAGGUGACAGUAAUUUCUGGAUUCUUUAAAACAUUAGGUAGCUAUUCUGUCCAGUGAGUCAAAUUUUACAUAGAGCAUAUCAAAAAAUAUGUUUGGCAUGUAUGCCAAGCACAAGAUUUUAAUUAUGUUUUUGUGUAAAAAUUUAAGGUAUUUUUUUGUUUUUCUUAUUUUUCUCUUGCUGUAGUUUCAUAUGCCUUUCUAUCGCAACAAAAUAAAUAUUGUUACGACAUACCUAACCAAGUUAGAGUUCAGGUAGUGUUCAUUUGGUAUAAUUUCCCAGCAGGUUGUUGUUUUGUGAAAACAAUUGUUUUCACAAGUCAUAACUAAGAUUGUAAGAUUUUAAUUUUGUAAAUUCUGACUAGAAAUGUUUUUGAAGAUUUCAUCGAACCAAAUUCAAUAAAGAAAUUGCCAUCUCGGCUAUCAUUAUUCAUUGUUGCUGGCAUGAAUUAUGAGGGGCACGUUCACCUCUCCUCUCAGAAAACUUUAUCAUUGUAUUGCCUUGUUACAUCUACAACACCAGUGGCUUUUAUCAAGUAUAAACUCUAGCUUGUCUUGCACAGGCUUUCUAUCAAUGUCUGGUAUGGAAUAAAGAGCCCUUCAUCAGCGCAUUUGCGAAGGUUGUUUUCUGAAUGUCAGUUUCUCAGUCUUAUUUCUUUGCAACUAUUUAUGAAAAUGAAUGCAAUAAUGAAAAAUGAUGUGUCUGUCUUACUUUCAGCCCCCCAACGAGCUGAAGAAGUUGAAAAUUGGCUCAUUAUUAUGUUAAGAAAAUCCAUUUUACCGAGUGAAUCUCCGUGUGUGUCCAGAAGUGAGGAUCCCUGCAUCAGUGUUUUUUGAGUGGCUCUCCACAUUCUGUAGCAACCAUUCAGAAUUUUUUGGAUAAUUUUAUGCAGGGGCACUUUUUCUCAUGCUUUCUCGUUUUAAAUUCAGCUCCUUUUUGAUUUUCAACUUCUUCAGGAAAUGAAAUCUGAUAACAAAGGUAGUAAGUUUGUCACCCACGAUGAGAUGAAGAAAGCCUUUUUUCCUGGUUUUGAAGACUUCAGAAAGCAAAAGUGCGUGGACACAUGAAGAGACUAAUUUGAAAUGUGAGACAGGCUCUUGACAAUUUUUUAUUUUGAAGACAAUUGAUUUUUUUUUUUGGUUCCGAUAUUCUGCGGGAAGUAAAGGUCGAAAUUACAAUCUUGGAUCCGUUCUGAGAGGAGGUUGGUCCAUCAAAACAGACUUUCUCAGCUAACUGAUUGGCCAAUUUUCAACUUUUUCAGCCCAUUGAAGAGCCGAGAAUAUGAUUGAUUUAACCUUUUUUACAGCAUUUAUUCAUCCUUAACUAAGAGAAAGGAGACGAAUUUAUUGCUGGAAUGGCUAUUAUUCAUUGUAGUGGGGGAAAAAUUUUCCUUUAAAUAACCUUGUUGAAAAUUGCAAAAUUCUAUGUUACUGUAAUAAUUUACCCAAACCUACCAAAGUUUCAUUUUUGUUGUUGACAAAGAUUAUACUUGUUAAAACGACUGAUUUCAAACAAUUACCAAUUUCUUAGAUUUAAUGAACAAUCAGACCAUUUGUGAAGUACAGCACACUUGUAAAUAAUUUUCGUCAUUGAACUGCACUGCAGUGAAUUGUGGAUAGAAGGAAAUUGUUUUUUUCUUUAUUUCUUUUUUCCCCAAUAACAAUUUAUUUUUCCUAGACUUAACUGGUUCCAGUAUCAGCUCUAAAUAGCAUAACUUUUUGGGAGUCAAAAUAAGCGUUAAAUAAAUAUGCCUCUUUUCUUCUCUUUUUUUUCAUGGUUUAAAAUUCAUUUUAUCCUGUAAUUUUUUGAUUAUGUAUUUACAGUGUUUUGUCCCCCCCCCUCCCUCUUUUCUUUUAUAUGGCAUAAAUUGCGCGUGUUUUUAAUGAACAGCCAUCAAUUAAUAAAAAAGGUGUGCAAAUUUA
Molecule: messenger RNA, 4461 nt
Organism: Bemisia tabaci
Lineage: Eukaryota; Metazoa; Arthropoda; Insecta; Hemiptera; Aleyrodidae
Gene: rngo
Product: DNA damage inducible 1 homolog rngo
Biological process (GO): proteolysis
Molecular function (GO): protein binding; aspartic-type endopeptidase activity
Source: RefSeq, a predicted model, not a curated record